Molecule: messenger RNA, 2381 nt
Organism: Amoebophrya sp. A25
Lineage: Eukaryota; Dinophyceae; Syndiniales; Amoebophryaceae
Source: the annotation of a GenBank genome assembly
CUGAAUAGUCUUCUAGCGGCGCAAGAAAAUGAGCGGUUGCGUAAACUCCUAGAGCUCGACAGAUCGGACUUCGUUGGUAAGAAUGAUGAUCCAUAUAGAAAUGCUCUUGGAAGUGGAGUUGGUAACCGGACCGGGGGCCGCGGUCCGUCGCAAUUAUUCAGUAGAAGCUCGGCUCCUGCAGCUCGUUGUGCUGGGCCUGGUGGUCGUGGUCGCCUCUCUAGGACGAUGGCCACCCGCGGAUCUGGUGUUGGCUCGCUCACAGAAACCUUUGCAGCCAAUGCUCUUAAUCGGAAAAGUAAGGCAGUAGACUUCGACUUGAACAAUAACGCCAUUUGUCCUUUUGACGUAGCGCAGCAAAGAAGCGGAGGACAGGGACAGCAGGCGAGGCAGAAUGGGAACGUCGGAUCAAGAAAACAGAGCCAGCUUAACAAAGUUUCUGGAAGAACGAACAUUUCGGCGUUUGCUGUCAGGGCGGCAACGACAGAGGAUCAUGGCGACAAUCAGGAGGAGAACUUCGAGGAUCAACGCGAAGGGAAAACCGAACAAGGUGCAACGCAUUCACAUGCUAGUGCGGAACACGGUAGCGAUCCUGGAAAUUCGCCAGGAUCGGCAAGUCAUGAACGAAACCAUGCGAAUGAACACUGUUCUGCCUCAGAGCCAGACAGAAGUGAAGGAUAUCUUCACAGGAAAACAAGACGUCGACAUAGCAGACGAGACAGACAUAAGGAGGAAAAUGGGACGCAUGAGAGUAAAAGAGAGAACGGAGGGCAUGGUGCGCAUUUGGCAAAACAGCCGUACGAUGAAGCGUUUGCGAGCUAUCUUGCAAAGAAGCACAGCCUCCGAGAGUUUCUACUCAGAAACUGGCGGGAAGUGAAGGUACAAGACUAAGCCUUGUUCAGUGUCUAGCAAAAUGAAACUAUGACUGUUUCUGGUGUUAUAUUCUGAAUCUGAUUCAUCACUGCACCACCAACUCAACACUUUCCCAACCAUCAGGAAGCUGCGCGGACGUUCGACGUGGUGAAGUUGUCUAUGGCUUUGAGCAGUUGGACACCGCGCGGUGUCUUGUCACCCGAUGAGCUUGCGCAUUUAAUCGUGUUUUGCAUAGCUCAGCGACUGCGUACUUCUGACAACAGUCCAUCCGCACGUGCUCUGCAUAGCCGGAAACUCACGGAGAAGAGCCUGCAGCUACUUGACGCAAACCAGACUGGCGAAUUCCUCUUCGACCUCCUGAUGGAGCUCAGAGACGGCAACGUUUUUAUACCUCUCAAGAAGGGGGUCGGGAUGACCAACACCCAAUAUGAUCAUCAUGUCAGCAUGAUGAAGCACGAUGAGGCCGUGACCAAACGUCGCGGAAAGCAGAUGGGUGCCGUUUGUCAAGCUUGUUUUCGCCUGUUGGCUAAAUUCAGUGGUGAAGGGAUAGACAAAACCGUUCUCGACAUCUGGCAUCGCCGAGCAUUGGUCAUGCUUCACCAAAGCGGAAUUGAGGUGAAAAUGGGUUCAUUAUCUACAACCUCCCCACCACGAGCGGAGCAGCCAUUAUCAACCUUCGCUGGCGACGAGGGAAAAACAAUCGGUUCGAUAUCUUCAUCAGCAUCAGCACUCGCGAGUCCGCGACAAGAUGCGUUCCAAGAACAAAAUCAAGGAGAAUUGGGGCACGAUGCAUCGGGUUCGCCUUUAUCCGUAGGGAGGAUCAAAGUCGUUGAUCUCACAGAACUGAAUCCAGGAUCCACCGUACAAUUAUCAUCACCGAGAACCAGGCCGCAACAAGUUCACUUCUCCCCUAGAGACCGUAAGAAGUUGCGGCUGACAGCACCAACGCACGCUCCACCGAGAGCAUCUAGUCCAGUAGUGGACAAGCAACAAAUGGCUUCUCGUCACCCAAAUUUUACAAUAAGUAGUGGUUCUCGGCAGGAGCAAGACACCGGACCGAUAUCGCCUGUAAGAAUUUCAGACCAGCACUCCCACUACAAGGAUACAGGAGUCUUGCAAGCAGCACAUCAGCAUCUACCUCCAGCUACUUACUACGUCAAUGAGUUUGCAGCGCACUCGCUUCGUCGCAAAGACCUAAUGACAACGCGAGACGUGGAUAUUGCUGCGGUCAUGCGCUUAGAGCGAGACAUGCCAGCAGCAGGAAAGCGCGUUGAGCGGAGAACAGAGAACUUCCUAGACGACAUCGCUGUGAAGCGUGGUCCUGGAGGCUGCGGCCCACCUGGCGGCAUGAGCUAUUCGCAGUAUGGGAGGUACAUAUGCGGAGGUGAGAUGGAGGAGUUGAUGAUAGGAUUUGAAAAAGAAAAAGUUCGAAAUGCAAGAAGACCGGGAUGAGUAUUGGAUCAUUGAAGAAAGCCACAGCCACUUCUUCACCACUUGACGAAGUCGUUUAC